Sander lucioperca (pikeperch) is the source of this 1454-nucleotide messenger RNA. Its product is annotated as CD209 antigen-like protein B. The record is from RefSeq and is a predicted model, not a curated record. The transcript has 7 exons. Bases 14 to 889 code for a protein of 291 amino acids. Lineage: Eukaryota; Metazoa; Chordata; Actinopteri; Perciformes; Percidae.
ACAUUUGUUCAGGAUGAACAGAAAACCACAGGAGGAAAUUGAGGAAAUCGAUGAAGAGGAAGAUGACUAUGUUAAUACUCCAGCCUGGACUGUGGAUAAAGUGGUAGCCCCUCCAGACCAGAGGUCUCUCUUCUUCACUCAGUCUUUUCCACUGAUAGCAGUGUGUUGGCUGAUACUGUUAGUCAUCAUGGGCCUUCGUAUCCACUUUACUUCUGUCAUUUCUGAAAACGACGCCAAGCUGACGGCAGAAAUCCAGCAGCUGGAGACACUGAUGCAGCAUCUGAAUUUAUCCAAAGACAACGAGACUCUACUGGCUGCCAUUCAGCACCUGACAAAUCUCAACGACAAACUGAGCUCAGACAAUGAGAAGUUGAGGAGGGACUACGAUGAUCUGACAGCAGUAACAAACUGGAAUAAACUCAACGUCAGUCGAGCUCAGUGGAGCAUUGAUGCCUACUGUCCCAAAACACAUAAAGUGAGACAGUGUAAAGGUUGUCAGAAUGGCUGGAGACUCAGUGGGUCUAACUGCUAUGUGAUUCAUAACGCUAAACCUGCUGAUCAGAAAACCUGGGAAGAAGCUCGAGAAGACUGUAGAGGAAAGAGUUCAGAUUUGGUUGUUGUACAUAAUGAAGAGGAAAAGACUGCUCUCAAUACAUACAGCGUGGGUAGUUCAGGAACUGAUGGAUACUGGUUUGGCCUGAGAGCUGAAGGUGGGAGAUGGAAGUGGAUUGAUGGAAGUAAUCUGACUGAAAGCUACUGGACACCACAACCUCCUCCUACUGCUACUGAUGGUCAGUGUGUAAUGUCUGUCCAGAACGUAGGAUGGAGAUCAGUGAACUGUACUGAGAAAAAACAAUGGAUCUGCAUAAUGAAGGCUGUAUCUGUUUAAACACUGCAGUCAGACUCUGCAUGAUAAUAUCAACUGGCUUAUAAAUAUCAAACUGUAAAGUCUUCUACUUCACUAUUUAAAUGUUUUGGUAGAAAACGAGAAAAUAAAUAUUUACAUUGAAUUAUUUUGUAAAGCCGUUUGUGUGUCUCAGAAUAAAAACAGACACUUAGAUUUGAAUACAUUUAGAUAUUUGAUUAUAUAGGUAUGCUAAUGUAAGUCUGUGAAACAUACAGUGACUAGACUGAAGGGGCACUGUUAUCAUUGAUACCUGUUGAAUGAGCUUUUGUUCUGCUUUGUUAGAGAUGUGAUGAUUAUAAUUUGUAUAUCAGCAGAUUGAUGACAGGGACAGACAGACUGCUCAGUCUCCUGUUUCCUAUGUAUCAUGUAACAUAUAUUGUUGCUACUCAUUGGCCAAAAUGGGGGCACUGCAUCACUUGUUCUCAACAGAAUGUCCUCAGAGCUUUUUUCUUCAGCAUGUUAGGAAUAUUAAUGUGUAAAAUGUUUUCUAUUUAUCUAUCUAGAAGCAAAUUCAUGUUUUAUUACAUUGAAUAAAAACACUGUGACA